Molecule: messenger RNA, 1020 nt
Organism: Saxophila tyrrhenica
Lineage: Eukaryota; Fungi; Ascomycota; Dothideomycetes; Mycosphaerellales; Extremaceae
Exons: 1
Coding region: 1-1020 (339 amino acids)
Molecular function (GO): protein binding
Source: RefSeq, a predicted model, not a curated record
AUGGCUCUCACCGCACACUGGACGAAAGUAGGUCAAAACAAUCUACUCAAACGCUCUUCGGUCUGUGCGAGUGUCAUCGGCUCAACCAUCUACGUCUUCGGCGGAGAGCUCGAGCCUCGCAAGCCUCGCGACAACGAUGUGCACAAGGUCCGUAUAAGCUUGGACGGUGGUUCGGCGGUCGAGACCACGUUUGCGCAAACCAGCUCACCAUCUCCAAGAGUCGGAGCUACGACUACGUCGCUCAAUGGCAAGCUCUACAUGUUCUCCGGCCGGGGUGGGGAAGCAAUGGCUCCUAUCGAGGAGAACGGUCAUGUCUGGGCUUUCGACCCGUCGAUCGAAGUCUGGACAUCUUUGCGCCGAUCCUCAAGCGUCUACCCUGAAGCUCGCAGCUACCACGCAAUGACCAACAAUGGAUCAGAUACUAUCUACGUUCAUGCUGGUUGUCCUGAAGCCGGAAGGCUGUCAGACCUAUGGGCUUUCAACGUCCACGAUUCCAAGUGGAGACAGUUGGCAACAGCGCCGGGAGCAGACCGUGGUGGUUCCUCAAUCGCAUACGACGACGGCAAAAUCUACCGCAUGAAUGGAUUUGAUGGCAAGACUGAGAAGGGUGGCGCGUUGGACGUAUUUGACGAAGCUACGAACAACUGGAGCUCCUUUGAUUUCUUACCGGACGGAAAGAGCGGUCCAGGAGCUCGCAGCGUAGCGGCUUUGAUUCCUGUGCAUAGAGAUGGCCGUGUCUUUCUUGUCACUCUGUUUGGUGAGAGCGAUCCAAGCUCUCUUGGUCAUCUUGGAGCCGGCAAGAUGCUCAAUGACAGCUGGGCGUAUUCGGUACAUGACGAAACUUGGAUCAUGGUCAACGUGCCGUCCACGGAAGGGCCACAAGCCCGGGGGUGGUUUGACGCAGAUGUCGUCUCCAUAGGAGGUGAGGAGAGCGUUGUGGUUGUCGGUGGCCUUGGCGAGUCGAACGAGAGAUUGGACGAUGCCUGGUUGUUACGUUUCAGCGUGAGCCCCAUCGAAUGA